Scylla paramamosain (green mud crab) is the source of this 1320-nucleotide messenger RNA. RefSeq lists its product as uncharacterized. Bases 1 to 1320 code for a protein of 439 amino acids. NCBI's taxonomy places the organism in Eukaryota, Metazoa, Arthropoda, Malacostraca, Decapoda, Portunidae. The transcript has 2 exons. The record is from RefSeq and is a predicted model, not a curated record.
AUGGUCACUUAUCUCGCAAACACAGACAGAAGAAGAACCCUCCCAUCUCCAGCCAACCUUUCCAAGAUGCCCAAGAAUAGCAAGCAGCAAGCACCACAGCAGGAGUCUUCCCCGAGUCUGCAGGAGGAAGAAACUGGUGAUGUUCCUCCUGAGGUUCCUGACGACACUGACGUUCCUGAUGUGGAAGUGGUGAAGAUAGCAAACUACGUCCAGUUGCAUCCAGAGCUCUACGAUAAGCGGAACGAGAAGUGGCUGAAUCCGGCGUGGAAGGAGAGCCUCUGGAAGGACCUGGCCCAAACUUUCUCGGACUGUUCUCACCAGCAGGUGAAGAAGGUGGUGGACAAGAAGAGAACAGAUUUUGGGAAAAUCGAGAAGAGGGAGAGCAAGAGUGGAUCAGCAGCCAGGCCGAGGACGCAGAGGGAGCAGAAGAUCGUCGAGGUUUGGGCCUUCCUGGCAGGUCACAUCGCCCACGAAAGUACGCACCCUAGUGAUGACUUCGGCAGACAAGGUGACGAUCAAGAUUCCUCCAGCCAUGAGUCUGUCCUAUCGGCCCACUCAAUUGCCAGGAGGAAGAGGAAGAAGGAACGGCAGGAGGAGGAACUAUCCAGCCCACGAUCCACCAAAUCUACCCAGGAGAGCAGUGCCAUCCAAAAACUACUCCAGAGUGCACAGCUGCUAGCUACACGAAAACCACCAGUCGAGGGACCUGACGCUGACAUCCGGCAGUUUGUUGAAUUUAUGUACACUCGCCUGAAGAAGGUUUCCCCCAUGCAUCAUGGAGUACUCUUCUCCAAGAUCGCGUACAUGAUCAGCCUCACGGAGGAACCAGUGAUGGCCAGGAGUGCUAUUAAAGACCCGAGGAGGUUGCUGGAUUCUGUGCCCAUGCCACUAGGAGUUGCGAGCCCAUCGCACCUGUGGCAGCCUCCUGCACCGCCUACUCUUGCUCCUGCUCCUCCUCCUCCUCCUCCAGUCUAUCAUCAGCCGCAGUACCAGCAGCCACAUUACUCGCAGCCCCAAUACCAACAACAACAGUACCAACAGCCUCAACAACAACAGUACCAACAGCCUCAACAACAAUACCAGCCUCAACAAUCAGAACAGCAACAGUUCCCUCAGCAGCCACAGCAGCAGCAGGUGCCCACCCCAAUACAGUGGGAAUCUAUACUCGGCUGCUCACCGUCCCCCGUCAAGACCCUGCAGCACACAAGUACGACCACCAAACUCCAGGGCCAGAAGACGAAAUCGCCGGCGAAAAAGGCCAUAAUGUCCCCCAUGAUCGAGACGCCGAAGGGCUACGAGGCGGAGGAUAGCGACGAGUAA